AUGCCACCGCCAUCACUAACAACAGAAAUAACACCAUCAACAACAACAGAAGCACCACCAGUGUCAUUAUCUCCACCAUCACAACCAGAAUUUUCGUUAACUACAUUGGAAUAUUUUCCAACAACACCUUCGACAAAGUCACUAUCGACAGCUUCAUCAAUUGUAUCAAAUAGUACUAGCAACAUUCCUGUAAGUGCAACAAGUAUAAUUGCCUCAAGUUUAGCAUCAAGUUCUGGUACAAUGAAUUACUGCAUUCAAUUUCGUAAUUGGAUUGGAGGUGUACUUGGCAUUAUUCAAAAUAUUCAGAUUCUUACAACUCCUUACAUUAAUAUUCUUGGAUCAUCGGGUAUAAUUGCUUUAGUUAUAAACUCUUUAACUACUCUAGUAUCAGGAUAUGGACUUAUUGUUAUUUGCUGUUCGGAAUCUCCACGAUCCUUGAAAAUCCUUUCUGGACUUUUUAUUUUUAUUGUGAUCCUUCACUUUCUAUAUGGCAUCUAUUUGAUUAUAAUUACUGCUGUAAAUGAUGUUUUAAGUUAUUUUGUGUCCUUUAUAAUCCUUCAUUUUGUUGGAGCUUUUCUCGGGUUUUACUUCGCCAGAGUUGUUAGUGAUUAUGCUAAGAUUGUUCGUCAUGAGAAAGGCGACAUUUCAUCACCUAGAAGAAUUGAAGGAUCUAAUGUGACCAAUAAUCAA
Dentiscutata erythropus is the source of this 690-nucleotide messenger RNA. The record is from the annotation of a GenBank genome assembly. NCBI's taxonomy places the organism in Eukaryota, Fungi, Glomeromycota, Glomeromycetes, Diversisporales, Gigasporaceae.